Molecule: messenger RNA, 525 nt
Organism: Aegilops tauschii subsp. strangulata
Lineage: Eukaryota; Viridiplantae; Streptophyta; Magnoliopsida; Poales; Poaceae
Source: RefSeq, a predicted model, not a curated record
AUGGUGGGUGACUCCGAGUGGACCGCGAUCGACGCCACACUCAUCCGGUGGUUCUUCACCACCAUCUCGAAGGACCUGUUUCAUACAGUCGUGAGCAAUGGUGAUGACGCCCGCGCCGUGUGGGUCAAGCUCAACGGCCUCUUCACCGACAACAAGCUUCAGCGCCGCUCUAUCGAUGACUACUGCCGCCGCCUGAAGACGGUGGCGGAUGAACUCCGUGACAUCUGCACCAAGGUUGAUGACGACCUCCUCCUCAGCACGCUCACCGCCGGCCUCAACGAGGACUUCGGCAACGCCGCCUCCAACCUCACCUUGAUGCCGGAGCCCUCCUUCCCCAAGUUUGUGGCGUACUUGCGGUUGGAGGAGCGCCGGAUGAAGGGGGUCAAGAAGCGCGUGCAGCACCAUGCUCUCGCUGCCGGCACCUCCCGUGGCGCCCCGCCGCCGGCCGCCCCCCGUGCCCCCAGGAUUUUUUCCCCUCCCACCCGCGCCCCCGCCCCUCCCGCUGCCCCCCAGCAGCAGUCGUAG